Molecule: messenger RNA, 1749 nt
Organism: Aspergillus alliaceus
Lineage: Eukaryota; Fungi; Ascomycota; Eurotiomycetes; Eurotiales; Aspergillaceae
Exons: 1
Coding region: 537-1151 (204 amino acids)
Source: RefSeq, a predicted model, not a curated record
GGUAAACAAGGCUGAAUCCGAUCUAUCCUCUAUAUAUAAAUACGAAGUCCCCUUUGCGCUCAAUAUGUUCGAUUUCAACCUCCAACAUGCCCACUAAAACUCCCCCGAACGGUUGAAGUCUCAGUUCGGAAGAUGAGAUCCGAUUUUUAUAUCUCGAUCCUGCCAAAUCCUCCGAGCCAGUAACCGCCAGACUUCUCCACUCCCCGCUCAGCUCGGCCCCCGCAUUCAGCGCACUUUCGUAUGCCUGGGUCCUGGAACCAGACUACGAUGAUCCUGACGAAUAUGAUGCGCAUAAACUAACGCCUUGCAUUAUUAGCAUCCAAGAUGAAAAUGAUGAAGUUUUCAAUGUGACUGUGACUCACAAUCUCUGGCUGGCUCUUGCCCACCUGAGCGAAUUCUACCAUGGUCCUUUAUGGGUCGACCAGUUAUGCGUCAAUCAAAGCGAUGAGUACGAAAAGUCCUUCCAGGUACGCCGGAUGGACCUCGUCUACACUUAGGCAGUCCAGACAUAUCUCUGGCUGGGACCGUCAAACGAAAUGCGCGCCUGGGGAAUGGCCCAGAUCCACUGGUUGGGUGAAUUUUUGCAUAAUUCCGGUUUUAAUGGAAGGGAUAACGUCAACUUCGAAGAGGCCCAGAUAUUCAAUCACUAUGAUGAUCCGUCCUCACUUCUUAACGGCAUAUACGGCGUCAUCAGACAGAAGUGGUGGGCGCGAGUUUGGGUCAUCCAAGAAGUCCUGCUCUCUCGUGAUCCAAUCUUGAUCUGCGGCAACGAUUCCGUUCAUUUCAACGCGGUCGUGUUAACGCUGUUUUUCCUGGAUCAACUGAUCACCCGGAUCGAUGCUGAAUCUCGACCGGAUCUCUAUCAAACGACUGAGGCCAUUCUGCUAAGAGCAUCCCAUUUUAUUGUGCUAUUGCAAGAUAUGCUGUCAGUUGAUGCAGCAGAGAAACGGUUGCCCCUUUGGAGAAUCCAAGCUAUCGCUAGGACAGCUCCUGGAUUAGACGCUUCUGACGAGAGAGAUCGGUACUGGGGUAUGUUGGGUUUGGUCAAGCCUGAGCACCGGAAAUUCGUCCAGGUUGACUAUGGCGAGGGCGUCAAGAUGCACGCGGUAGAGUAUAAUAUCGAUUGGGCAAUUAGACAGGCUGGAUGGUAAGGUUUGGACUGGUUGUUGUUUCGGGGUGUGGGAAUGUUGGGCUUGAAACUCUCCUAUAUUAAACUCUAGUCAUCUUGGGCCUUUACUUGAUUCGCAGUCGCCGCUGUAUACCUACGCAUAGUCCUAAUAUGCGUGCUCCCACUCUUUUGUUUUCUCCAGGUAUUUUUAUCGCCCUGUGAUAAUCAUAUUAUUCAACUUCAGUUAUGUUAUAAUAUUGAUCACCAGCAGUCUACUUCUUAUUUAUUAGCUGGGCGAAACGAACUACUACUGCAUUAUUCCCUCGAUUUGGUAAUUCAAUAUUGCGGGUUUUAUUGAAAUGAUAGGAGUGCAACAUUGAUAAUAUAUAUUGCUGUCUUCGGGAGAAGCAGCGGAAAGAGAUCCGCCGGGAUUUUAGUCAGAAUAUAAGUGUGGAAAGUGCGAAAUAGUGUGAUAUCAAAGAUUGGCUUAGCCUCGCGAUAACUCUGAGUUAUCUCUCAAUUGUCUUAAGGGAUUGUCGCUGUGGUUCUCCUUAACUCCCGCGAGCGCAAAAGGGUCAGGUCAUGUAGGCGCGUUCAGACGCCAAGGUGGACCGAAACUAGUCAUGUGAUGGGGUUAGCAA